AAGUGAGCGAAUGGAGACUGCUAGAGAGGCCAGGGUGGGGACGGGAGGGGCUGUUUCCUUCACUUGUCCCCUCCACCACCUCUCGUCUCUUGCAGCUCUUGCUUUUCUAGCCCGCAGGAUCAGCUUCGUCCAGCGAGACCCGUCUUUGCUCUCUUAAGUUAGAGAAGAUCCAGGAGAUUCUUUGAAGCUGCCUUGGAGUCCAGGGUGAGGAUGGAAGAGGAAGACUCAGCUGGUCCUGAAGCAAGAAGAGGCUAUGAGGACAAUGAAGUUGGGAGCAGUGGGAAAUUCUGGGGGAAAACUGUUCAGAAGUUCUUGGGAGAGGACAUGGCCACCUCAGAUGUCCCGUGCUGGAGAUUCAGGCAGUUCUGCUACCAGGAGGUCGAGAGGCCCCUAGAGGUUUGCAGCCAACUCCACAGCCUUUGCCGUCAGUGGCUGAAGCCGGAAAAAAACACAAAAGCUCAGAUCCUUGACCUGGUGAUCCUGGAGCAAUUCCUGACUGUCCUGCCCCCAGAGAUGGAGAGCUGGGUGAGAGAAUGUGGAACAGAGACCAGUUCUCAGGCAGUGGCCCUGGCAGAAGCUUUCCUCCUGAGCCAGGCAGAGAUCAGGAAGCAGUUGCUGCAGCAGCAGCAGGAGAAAUGCAUGCAUUCGAUGCAAAGGGUGUGGAGAGGCCUUUUGAGUGGGGCCAGGCAGCAAACAAGAUCAGGUAUCCUUUUUGGUGUCCUUCCCAGGUGGCAAACUCACACUGACUCUCAAUUCCAGGCCUUCUUGUCUUUGUGGCAGAGCAGAGGCAGCCUCUGUGCAACUGGAGCAAGUAGGGGCGGGAUCCUGCAGGAGAAGAAGGGGGCGUAGCGUGGGGGGUCUGCAUCCCUUGUGCAUUUCCCUGAGCCUGAAAAAAUCUCCCCCUCUUGGCUUAUAACAUAAGAACAGCCCUGCUGGAUCAGGCCCAAGGCCCAUCUAGUCCAGCAUCCUGUUUCACACAGUGGCCCUCCAGAUGCCCCUGAGAAGCCACAGGCAGGAAUUGAGGGCAUGCCCUCUCUCCUGCUGUUACUCCCCUGCAACUGGGACUCAGAGGCGUCCUGCCUUUGAGGCUGGAGGUGACAAACAGCCCUCAGACUAGUAGCCGUUGAUGGACCUCUCCUCCUCGAAGUUAUCCAAACCCCUCUUAAAGCCAUCCAGGUUGUUGGCUGUCACCACAUCUCGUGGAAGAGAAUUCCACAAGUUGAUUAUGCGUGGUGUGAAAAAGUACUUCCAUUUGCUGGACCUAAAUUUCUUGACAAUCAAUUUCAUAGGAUGACCCCUGGUUCUUAUGCUUUAUGUGAGAGGGAGAAAAAAUUACCUCUCUCCACUUUCUCCACACCAUGCAUGAUUUUAUAGACCUCUAUCAUGUCUCUCUGCAGUCGUCUUUUUUCUAAACUAAAUAGCCCCAGGUGUUGUAGUCUUGCCUCAUAAGAAAGGUGCUCUGGGCUCCUGAUCAUCAGCAUA
Messenger RNA from Hemicordylus capensis (graceful crag lizard), 1482 nucleotides. Its product is annotated as zinc finger and SCAN domain-containing protein 31-like. The record is from RefSeq and is a predicted model, not a curated record. Bases 211 to 849 code for a protein of 212 amino acids. The transcript has 3 exons. NCBI's taxonomy places the organism in Eukaryota, Metazoa, Chordata, Lepidosauria, Squamata, Cordylidae.